Caenorhabditis briggsae is the source of this 939-nucleotide messenger RNA. The transcript is spliced from 2 exons. The coding region runs from base 1 to 939 and encodes 312 amino acids. NCBI's taxonomy places the organism in Eukaryota, Metazoa, Nematoda, Chromadorea, Rhabditida, Rhabditidae. The record is from RefSeq and is a predicted model, not a curated record.
AUGUCUUCAAAUCAAACAGCCUCACUAUCCUCCCUAAAUCCAACAGUAUUGACAUCUCUCAUUCGAUUCGGUCCCAUUGUAUACUUCCUUCUCUUGCUGAUCACUUUUCCAGUUUAUCUCCAUGUCUACAGAAUGAAUCGAGACAACGACAAAAGGAACUCUGCGUUAUUUCCGAUCAUCAAUCAUUUCUUCGAGUCCACCAAAAUUUUCUCGAUCCUUUUUUACCUUUUUCUAAUGUCCUGGUUGGUGAUGGACGCCUUCCUUGAAAAGACGACGUCCGUUGUGGCCAGCCUCGCAUACGUUUCUUCUUAUUUUUGUUUGUGCUUGCUCGUCGUCAUUGCUCAGCACAACAAUUUCCUUUUAACACUUGUUUCUGCAAUCAGAUUUUUGAUUUAUUUUUGUCCAAAUUCCGAAAAACAUGUAACGGUGACGGAAAAGAGGUUGAAAUGGCUGAAAAUGAUUGGUUAUCCAUUUCUUAUCAUUUUGGACUUUUUUGUAUUGGGUACUGUACUUCCACAGUGGUCUUUUUUCGUCUUCGAUGCCCUUCUAGUCGUCUCUGCAUUCUUAUACAUUCCAAUUGUCCACAGUAUCCGCGCCGUACGGUAUCUCCCUUCAAUUCAAGCGAAUCAACCUCAAAGAUAUAUCAUGUGGCAAUUAGUAUCGAUUUCUGUCAUUAAAUUUGUCUAUAUAAUUUACAUCUGUUUAACUGAUGAGCAAUCGGAACGAUUCGUGUUCUAUUUUCGAGUGAUCGAUGCAAUGGCAAUACCAUUUCUGAUUCAAAUCUCAUAUUUGGGCUGUAACCGGAGAACAAUGAUUACUGUACUUCAAUCGUUUAAAUGUGGAAAUUUCUGGAAAGUGUGCUGUUGUCCGUGUAUUGAAACGAAUCGAAUCGAGCCAGAGGUGGAAUUGGCUGAAUCUACUGGAUUACCAUUAUACUGA